CAAAACCCUACUCUCUUUCUCAGAUUGCCAUCAGCAGCUAUCCACUCCAAUUGAGGAGGAAUCAUCAAAUUUUACAGAGCAGAGCUGGUUUUCAGGGUCUCAUUUUUAUCAGUUAUCUGCUCGUUCAACAAUCCCAUCAAUUGUACUUGUUCUUGCUUUGUUUCUCUUCCCCAAUUUUUCAACACUUCAUGUCUAUGGGGGUUUUCCUGAUUGGAAUCCAUAUGGGUUUCCCUCUAAUAUCUGGAUUAUUCAUGUGUGUGUAGAUAUGGAUCGAUACCAGAGGGUAGAGAAGCCAAGGACUGAGGCGCCCAUUAAUGAGAAUGAGAUUCGUAUAACCACUCAGGGGAGGAUGCGCAACUACAUCACUUAUGCUAUCACUCUUCUCCAGGAGAAAGGAUCUGAGGAGAUUUCUCUCAAGGCCAUGGGCAGAGCUAUCAACAAAACUGUUAUGAUAACGGAACUGAUCAAGAGAAGGGUUGUUAAUCUCCAUCAAAUUACAUCGAUUGGUUCUACUGAUAUAACUGAUAUGUGGGAACCACUAGAAGAAGGCCUCCUCCCUCUUGAAACGACCCGUCACGUAUCUGUAAUUACGAUUACGUUGUCAAAGAAGGAGCUUGAUACGACAUCUGUGGGGUACCAACUACCGAUUCCAGCUGAUCAGGUGAAACCGUUAGUGGAGUAUGAAAAUGAAGGAGAUGGAUCACCUAACAUGCGAGGAAGAGGUCGCGGUGGUCGUAGAAGGGGUAGAGGUAGAGGGAAUUAUAACAAUGGAGGGAUCGAGUACAAUGGAGAUGGUGGGUGGGAAGGAUAUGGUGGAUGGGACGAUGGGCGUGGUUAUGGUGGACGGGGUCGAGGACGAGGAAGAGGUCGUGGUGGAUAUCGUGGACGCGGGAGAGGUUACGGUGGCGGUGCUCCACAACAGGAAUUUGGUGGUUAUAAUGAUUACGGAGGAUCAGGGCGAAUGCCUGCUCCUGCUGGGCGUGGACGUGGUCGUGGUCGUUGGUCUGGAAGGGAUGGGAGCCGACGACGUGGUGGUGGUCGGGAUUUGAGAUCAGAUGGACUACCAGUCCAAGCCGUUGCUUAAGGUAUACGUUUUUUUGGAUCUUAUGUGCCAGAUGCCUGCUCUGAUAAUUAUGUUGUCCAAAUACGGAAAAAACUCCGCCCAGAAAACCGGAAGAUGUGUUCCUUUUGUUAAGAGUUUCGAGCAUAUAAUUAGCUGCUAUUGUCGGGUGGCUCAGUAUUUUUGUAGUUUUAGAGAUAGGUAGUAUUUGCUUACAGAAACUCGAAAUUUGUACACCAUUUUUCAUAGAAAUAAUAGAGCAGUACAUUCUUUCAUCC
Cynara cardunculus var. scolymus (artichoke) is the source of this 1338-nucleotide messenger RNA. RefSeq names its product glycine-rich cell wall structural protein 2-like. Bases 266 to 1084 code for a protein of 272 amino acids. The transcript is spliced from 8 exons. Gene Ontology annotation, molecular function: RNA binding. Lineage: Eukaryota; Viridiplantae; Streptophyta; Magnoliopsida; Asterales; Asteraceae. The record is from RefSeq and is a predicted model, not a curated record.